This is a messenger RNA of Cercocebus atys (sooty mangabey), 3671 nucleotides long. RefSeq names its product family with sequence similarity 219, member B (gene FAM219B). Bases 505 to 1101 code for a protein of 198 amino acids. The transcript is spliced from 5 exons. The record is from RefSeq and is a predicted model, not a curated record. NCBI's taxonomy places the organism in Eukaryota, Metazoa, Chordata, Mammalia, Primates, Cercopithecidae.
UCUAGGUGUGUCACCUUCACAAGGUUUUUUAACCUCUGGGGCCUCUUUCUUUUGCUAGAAAAGGUCGCUGAUAACGCUUCUCCUCAUGUCUCUUCAACUCAAGUCUGCUCUCUGGCAGCUCCAUAUGUGGGGAGACCCCCAAGGAGACGCUGCGAGAAGUACAGAGUGUGGCGCGCCAGGACUCAAACUGUGGGCGCCCGACCGACGCACACGCGCAGCCCCACAACAAUAUCAGUAUUUAAUUUCCACUAGAGGCAGAAUUGAGCCUAACCAUCACCAGGCUCCAGCCGCCUACCCCAAGAGCGAGAACGGAACUGCCCGGCCUCCCGGAAAGAAGGGCGGAAUAUUUGCGCCAAGUACCCAGACUACCGAACCGGAGAGCUCCGGAAGAGGACGACCUGCGCCUGCGCACCGCUCUUGCUAAAAGACAGCCCGCCUCUCCUUCGGCCGUCCGCUUGUUUGCCACGCGCGGGGCUGCAUCAUCCGGCAGGGCGGAGCCCGGCCAUGGCGACCGCGGAGCUCAGCGGGCGCGCGGUGCGGUUGUCUACCCCGGGACCCCGGCCUAGCGGGGCUCGGGACCGCGCGCCGGGAGCUGCGGGGCCACCCUCCGGGCAGAUUGGUAAUAGAGCCCUCCGUCUGGGGGAGCGCACCCCCGCGGCCGUGGAGAAGCGGGGGCCAUACAUGGUGACGCGCGCACCCUCCAUUCAAGCCAAGCUGCAGAAGCACCGGGACCUGGCCAAGGCCGUUCUGCGGAGAAAAGGCAUGCUGGGGGCCUCGCCGAACCGCCCAGACUCUUCAGGGAAAAGGUCAGUGAAGUUUAACAAGGGCUAUACUGCUCUUAGCCAGAGUCCAGAUGAAAACCUGGUGUCCCUCGACUCUGACAGUGAUGGGGAGCUGGAAUCCAGAUACUCCUCCGGGUAUUCCUCUGCAGAGCAGGUGAACCAGGAUGUGAGCCGGCAGCUGCUUCAGGAUGGGUAUCACCUGGAUGAGAUUCCAGAUGACGAGGACUUGGACCUCAUCCCCCCUAAGCCCAUGGCCUCUUCAGCGUGCUCCUGCUGCUGGUGCUGUCUUGGGGACUCUUCCUCCUGUACCCUCCAGUAGACAUUACCCUCCAAGAUAGGCCCUGCUCACCACGAGGCCUACAGAGCCCUGUUGGCCACUCAUAGCUCACAGAGUGCAGUGAGCACUGGAGUCACUGACCCCUAGAAAGUGACCUGCAGGUAGCCCUUACCUGUUGCUUCUCAGGCCAGAGGCCCCCAUCUGCGCUGUGGAUUGAUAGGUGGAAUUCUGCAGUUUUCCUCUGCUGUUGGAGCAGAGUUUGGAGAAGUCACUUUAAUAAGGGCAGGACAGAGGAAUCCUGGUUCUUAUGGUGGGUGACAAAGGUGGCUAAGGAAAACACUUGCAGACAGCUUGACUGGUAUUUGUCAUAGUGCUUCAGGGAGGCAAAAAGGGAGCUCUUGUGCCCAGGCUGUGCUAGAUAGUGUUGUAUGGAGGCAGAAAAUAGCACUUUAUGGUUUAUUAUAGCUGGCAAUCCAAAAAAGAAUUUAACUGUUUGAGACUAGUUCGAGAAAUUCCAUUUGCUCUAUUUCUAGCUCUAAGAUGGCUUGCAGGCUUGUCCGUCAAGAGAGCAUAAAGUUAGUCCUUUUGUCCCUCUUCAGGUUGCACCUGUCUAACUAUGAUGGAUCAUAGGUUGCUUAAUGACACAGCAGGAUCCUAGCUUCCAGAAUCCUUGGACCUGGGGUAUCCCCAACUGGUCCAACUGUCUGGGUGAGUUUAGUGAUUCUGGUUCGCCCUUCCCUAGUUAGGAGAAAAACUGUUCCGACAUGUUCAUAUUUAUUUAUUUGUAUUUGCUUGGUCUUGGUGAGUUUCUUCACCCAGUCUUUGAGCUAAAGAUUGGGUCAAAGGUACUGGGGCUGGCCCCAGAAGCCUGCAGUUUUUAUUAUUACCAGUAGAGGGAGCUACAGGGAGCAAUCUGGUGCCUUCCUAUUUAGCUUUUAAACUUUUGAGAAGCAGCAAUGGGUGAGAGUGGGUAUACAGCUGUGUGGGCUUUGUCCUAGACUGAGGCUUACAGACAGGAAGGGUAGGAGAAACCUAAGCCAGCUCCUAGACCCUCGCCUGAGGAAAUCAGUCCACCAGUGUAGAGGGCCUCCCUUCACUGCGGUAUGGACCAUUCUAUUGCCAGAUUCUUCUGGUCACAGCAUGGGCCUCACUGGAUACUCAGGAUUGGGCUUUAAGCAGACCUCUGGGUGUAACACAGCCUCUUUCAGCCGCCAGCCCAAACAGCAGGAACAGGCAUAAUUUCUCUGUACCAAGCCUCUUUCUAGAAUUUUUCCUACAGGUUUUUUGUGUUUUUUUUGGCUUCACUCAGAACCAUGGUGAGCAUUCUGUUUUGUUGGAGACAGGGUCUCUGUCACCCAGGCUGGAGUGCAGUGGUGCAUUCACAGCUCACUGCAGCCUCAACCUCCCAGGCCCAAGCAAUCCUCCCACAAGGUGAGCUUUGAAUGGGCAUAGACAGGGUUCCCAGCCCAAUACUUGGGAUUGGGGUAUAGGUUCUACAUGGAAAAGUAUCCAGUCUCUUUCCCUAGUGGUCCUGUGACCACUAGAGGCAUAUGAGGGACAACACACUCUUUUUGCUCUACCACAAGGGGUGACUGGAAGAUGAGAAAGUCUAAUAAAAAGAUACAGCCUUAUUUGUUAUUUGUCUGACAACUGUCCUCACAAUGGUAAUCCUGUGAGUGCUUGAUGGACAUCUAUCUUUGUGUUUUUCUCAAACCAUGGAAGGUUGAGAGGAAUAUACAGUAUCUAGGGGCUUACUUACUCUACCAGCUAGCAGCAUCGCAGCAGGGAGAUAGGACAGAGACAAGAGUCAUGCCAGCUUGGGGUCUUGGGAAGAGAGGAGGCAGAUGGUUACUGUGUUCUGGAAUGGGACUCUGCAGCUCUACGCAGGUGGCCAACAUUCUGAGCACUUUGUGCAAAUGCCUGUAGAGAGCAAAAACAUCUCCAUCCAGAACCCCUUCCCCAUCUGCAGAGACCAUGUCCAGGCCUUUCUUGUGUCUGCAGAGGUGAAGUGCACAUGUGGAAAGGGAUCAAAUGUAGCACAGUGUAAAGAAAGACAUCGGCGCGGGUAGAGGGACCCCAGUGCGUGCUGGGAGGUGGCUGUGGAAGGUAAGUACAGACCCACAUCUCUGUCAGGGAGGUGGUCAGGGCAGAGUGGCCUGAGUGUUUAGCAGCUGCUAGGGGUGAGGGUGGUAGGACCCCAAAACCAAGGCCCUCUUCAUUGUUGUUGUAAUAAUCAACUCUGGCAUAUUCAGCAGCAGCCGUUCCUGAAGAAGAGGUUUCUGAGCUGGCUGACCCCAUGUAGGAGGGUGUUACCUUGUAGAAGAAGCUGGACGGACCUGGUGGGAGAGUACAGUGAGGCAGGGUAGAAAUGGUCAGUUGUUUAGGGCCAGUGGCCACAUACCAAAAUACCACCGAUGUGCCCAGGGCCAAACUGCCUUAAUUCUGAGUGCUGGGUGUUCUGCAGGUGACAGUUUCCUGGGGAGAAGGGUGUAUCCAGGCUUACCUCCCAGCAGGAGUGGUACCAUAUGGUGUUUAUGUACUACUCUGCAGAACUCUUGGCUUGUACUUCUACAGCUCUGUACCUUUAUAAGAAUAAAUGCAAUCACACUAGU